CCCGCGCACAGCCCGGCCCGGCCCCGCCGCCAUGGAGCGCUGAGCGGCCGCGGCACCCGGCGCCGCGCACAAAGGACGGCAGGAGGAGGAGGAAGAGGAGGAGGAGGAGGAGGAGAACCGCGAUGCCAUGGCCCCGCCGCCCGCCGCUCCCGGGGCUCCCUCCGCCCUGUGAACCGGCUUCACGUCUGUUCCUAUUUUCCUCCUAUUUGGACCUUUAAUUUUUUUUUUUUUUUUUCCUAUUUGGACCUUUAAAUUUUCGAUUUCUUAUUUGGACCUUGAAUAUUUUUAUCUCCCAUUUGGACGCCUGAUAUAUAUAUUUUUUUUCCUCUAUUCGGACCGUAUUUUCUCCCGAUUCGGACCGCGUUUUUCCCUCUUUGGACCAUUUUUCCCCAUCCGGACCGUAUUUUUUUUUUUUUUUUUUUCCCCCGUAUUUGGACCUUAUUCUUUAUAAUUUUUCGGACCUUCCCGUGGUUUUUCCGCUCGCUCACCCCCCCCCUCCCCACACUGGCCGCGCACGGGGGGGGGCGGCCCGGGGGGGGCGGCCCGGAGCGCCCCGCACCGCAGCGACCGGAGCCGGCCCGGAUCGUUCUCUGACGUGCACGGUACGGCUGCGGCCGGCCAGGACUCCCAAGACCAUGCUGGCGUGCCUGCAGCGAACCCAGAACCCACCUGGGCAGCACCUGGCCUGUCCCAACCCCAACAAGGCACUGGAGCCACGCAAGUGCGAGACGGCAGCACCCAUGCAUUCCCCGCGCUACCCCAGCCCUGCCGAGCUGGACGCCUAUGCACAGAAAGUGGCCAACAGCCCGCUGACCAUCAAGAUCUUCCCCACCAACAUCAGGGUCCCACAGCACAAGCACCUUAACCGAACGGUCAAUGGGUACGACACCACGGGGCAGCGCUACAGCCCCUACCCCGUGCACGCCGGCGGCUACCAGGGCCUCCUGGCCAUCGUCAAAGCCUCCAGCAAAAGCGUGGUGAAGAACGCGGAGGGCAAGCGGACUAAGCUGUCGCCCGCUCAGGCCGGCGUCGCUCCCUACCCAUCCUCAAGCACUUUAGCCCCAGGCCCCUCCUGCGCCGGCCCGCUGAGCUACCACCAGAAGCAGCUGGAGGGCCCCGUGCCCCCCACUGUGGCGGUGGCGAGCUCUGCGCUGCCGCUGGCGGGCCGUGGCCUGGCGCUGCCGCCCUCCAACCUGCCCUCCAUCCAGAGCAUCAUCUACCAGCUCAACCAGCAGUGCCAGGCCCAGGCCUCGCAGCCUGCCUGCCCGGUGCUGCCGGCCGCCCACCCCAGCCCGGCCAAGCACGGCGCCUUCCCCGCCAUGGCCUCGGCCUACGCCGUGCUGCCCGAGUGCCGCAAGGGAGCCGAGCUGCCGCUGGGCUCCACCCCGGCACUGGGGCCGAAAGCGGGGCUCUACCCCGACGGCGUGGACUACCUGCUGUGGCAGCAGAAGCAGCAGCAGCACCUGCGGGUGUACAGCGGGGGCAGCGGGGCCCUCAGCAAGUCGCCCGAAGCCUGCGCGGCCGCCUCGCGACCCUACGGGCCGGCAGGGGAGAAAGUGAGCUCAUCCCCAUUGAACUGCAUGCACGGCAACUUCGCGGUGGGGCAGUACUUCGUGCCGCCGUGGAACAGCGUCCUGGUGACCCCCACCAGCGACUGUUACAACCCACCACCCGAGCUGGGCCCCGUACCACGCGAGCUCGGCGUGCCGCCAGCCGAGGGGCUGCCCAGCAAGGCGCUCUGCAACACCUCCAUCCUCAGCAGCAGCCUCCAGUCGCUGGAGUAUCUCAUCAACGACAUCCACCCGCCCUGCAUCAAGGAGCAGAUGUUGGGCAAGGGCUAUGAGACCGUGUCUGUGCCAAGGCUCUUGGACCACCAGCACGCCCACAUCCGCCUGCCCGUCUAUAGAUAAGGGACGGCUGCUGCUCUUCCCAAAGCCAGGAUGGCGGCCGGGCCCUCCGGCACCGUGAGGCCGUUGCGGGGUGAUGGGGUUGGUUGGGGUCAGUUGCCGACACGGGUCCCGCAGGUACUGGCAUGGAACCGGGCUCAUCGAACCGCGUGCGCCCGCUGGAAGCCAAGGAUGAAGGAAUGCUUGUCUUAUAUAGCUCAGAAAUCAUUUUAUUUCCACGAAUGUGAACAGGGAAUCGCUACGAGUUGCUGCUAUCCAGGGAGAGGAGCUCCGCUCUGCGCACGGCGCGGGCUGCAGGCAGGGUCCCGCCGCGCUCACCUUUAGCUGAAGUCCGUAACUUGCACUGCUUUGAUUAAAGCUCAUAACUGGGGACAGCCUGGACACUAUUUAAGAAGAACACUUGAAAACUUGAACAGAUUUUUCUUUUUUUGUUGUUUUAUUUUUUCAUUUUUUUCAGUUGCACACAGCGCGCAUCUUGGGUGCCGGCCAACGAGGGGGAUGAUGAGCCCACGGCACUGCGCCCAUGGUACAGAUUUCCAAGGUUUUGGGUUUUUUUUUUUUUCUUUUUUUUUUUCUUUUUUUUCCCCUUCCUUUUUUUUCCCCUUCUUUUUUCAACUGUCUGUUAUACCUUUGUUCCAUUCUAGAGGCAGACAGUAUGUAGGACGACGUUCAGUACUGCAUCCAGCCAUCGCACCACUGUGGGAUCAUGGCAUGCUUCUUCAUCUUUUCUUUCUUUUUUUUUUUAAGCAGUUCAAAAAUGCUCAUUUUGCUCCGUUAUUCACUCUGUGUAAUUAUGUGCUUAAUAGGUUUAUUCAUUUAAAAAAAGCAUCACAAAAUGUUUUUUGAUGAGUCAAGGAAACAGGAACACUACCCCGAGGAAACCCAAGGUGAUUGUGCUCAGAAAAGAGGUACUGUAUCCCUGAAAGGCCUGUUCAAGCACUAAGUGCAUUUACAAAUCUCUGAGAAUGUUUUUUUUUAUACUAAAAUCGACCAUUAUAUUCUACUGUGAGAAGUGCUGUCUGCACUUAUAUUGUUUUAAAAAUGAGAGAAAACAAA
Phasianus colchicus (ring-necked pheasant) is the source of this 2963-nucleotide messenger RNA. RefSeq names its product family with sequence similarity 222 member A (gene FAM222A). Lineage: Eukaryota; Metazoa; Chordata; Aves; Galliformes; Phasianidae. The record is from RefSeq and is a predicted model, not a curated record.